GCGCGGGCCGGACCCCAGAUUUGCGGCUGGCUGUUCACAUGAGUCCAGAGGGAGAUGAAGUACCUUGGAUCCGGCGUAGUUGGGCUUUGUAUGGCAGUCUUCCUCCUCCUCCCUGUUUCUGCUCCUGUGGCAGUCACUGACCACACAGGUGCAGCAUGUCCUGUGCUAAGAACAGCUGUCCAUCAGCUCAGAGAAGCCAGUCAAGAGGAUCUUGGUGUUUCAGGGUUUGAUCUAGCAGAAAGCUUUUCUUUGAGACAAACACCUUGCGGAGGGGAAAAAGUCUGUUUUAAGCUGGGAAGCGCACCUCUUGUCAGAGACACAAAGCAAGUAUUUCCGAAGGGUCUUCCUGAAGAAUAUUCUCUAAUAGCAACGUUCCGUGUACGACGAAGCACCAAGAAAGAGCGGUGGUAUAUAUGGCAAAUUCUAAAUCAGUAUGACACGCCUGAGAUCUCUGUCCUUAUAGAUGGUGCAAAAAAAGUUGUGGAGUACAUGACUAAAUCUGCUCAGGGAAAUAUACUGCACUAYACUUUUAAGAGUCGAGAAAUCUAUCCAUUGUUUGAUCGGCAGUGGCAUAAACUUGGUAUUAGCGUGCAGCCCGGGAUCAUUUCCCUCUAUUUGGAUUGUAAUUUAAUUGAGAGAAAGCAGACUGAUGAAAAAUUCACCAUUGACUUUCAGGGAAGGACUCUGAUUGCAUCUCGGGCUGCAGAUGAUAAACCAGUAGAUAUUGAACUCCAACGCAUAACAGUUUAUUGUAAUCCAAAACUUGCAACAGAAGAUACAUGUUGUGAAAUAUCUGCAGAUCUAUGCCCUCGUGACGACAGGCUAUUUGUUACCACUUCUUCCCCAGUGAGUGUUAUUGCCAGCAAAAUAUACGCUCUUCCAGAAACCCAGCAAGAAUCUAGAGACAGAUGUUUCUGCCUCCCAAAUAAAGGAGAAGCAGGAUUACCAGGAGCAGCUGGUUUGCCAGGCCAGAAAGGAGUUAAAGGUGAAAAGGGUGAAGUGGGUGCCAAAGGACAGGCUGGUGUUGCUGGUCUUCCUGGAGAAAAGGGUGAUCAUGGCCUUGCAGGUAGUAAAGGUGAAGAAGGUGAAAAGGGUGAAAAGGGAGAUAAAGGAGAACCAGGACCAGAAGGCAUUCACGGAAGAGAGGGACUAAAAGGUGACCCUGGUGAUCCUGGUGUGGCUGGUCCUAAAGGAGAAAAGGGAGAUACAGGUCCUCCAGGACCAACUGCCUUAAGUGGUUUGCCAGGAUUGGAGGGUCCCCAAGGUCCACCUGGCAAAGAAGGUCAAAGGGGUCGACGAGGCAAACCAGGGCCCCCUGGAAAACCAGGGCCACCAGGACCUCCUGGUCCUUCUGGGCUGACAGGAUUUCUGGAGUCCUUGAGCAAUGAGAGUGAUGCAAGACAACUCGGCUUACUAGGCACACCGGGAAUUAAAGGCCAGAAGGGAGAUGUUGGUCAAAAGGGAGAAAUGGGAAUAACUGGUGAAAAGGGAGAAAAGGGAGASCCUUCUGAAAAAGGAGAAAAGGGAGAUCCAGGAGAAACUGGAGUGCAGGGAUUGAAAGGAAAUAAGGGUGAAACAGGAGACCCUGGACCACCUGGACUCAUGGGAAGUCCAGGAUCACCGGGACUGCCAGGACCUCCAGGACCUGUUGGACCCAGUGGACUACCAGGAGAAGCUGGCUUACCAGGAGAUCAAGGGAUACCAGGAAAACCAGGAGAUAAAGGAGAAAAGGGGGACCCUGGUGGGAUUAUGGGACCACCUGGGCAUCCAGGUCCAAAAGGUGAAGUGGGGCCUCCUGGAUCAAGUCUGCCAGGAGCACCAGGUCCCAUUGGUAUUCCUGGAAACCCAGGUCCACGGGGACCCAAGGGAGAACGAGGACUCCCUGGUGUGCAAGGAACUCCUGGGGAGAUGGGGCCUCCUGGCCUGGGCAUUCAGGGAUCACCAGGUCCAAUGGGUCCAACUGGAUCAGCAGGUGUCCAGGGCCCUAGAGGACCCCCUGGAUUACCAGGAACUCCAGGUACCCCAGGAAUUAAUGGCACUCCAGGACGAGAUGGAAAGCCAGGACUUCCAGGCCCUCCAGGUGAUCCUAUUGCACUGCCUCUUGUGGGAGACAUGGGUACUAUACUGAAGGGUGAUCCUGGCAUAAGAGGUCCUCCAGGCAUCCCUGGUAGAGAGGGGCCAAAGGGGAACAAAGGUGAGCGUGGAUUUCCUGGGCUUCCUGGAGAGAAGGGUGAUGAGGGUCUUCAAGGUGUUCCUGGACUGCCUGGUGUAGCAGGACCCAGUGGACCUUCUGGAGUCACAGGAAGACCUGGACAUCCUGGUCCCCCAGGACCAAAAGGCGAAAAGGGCAGUGAAGGUUCUCCUGGGAAGCCUGGACCACCGGGGCCUCCGGGUGUCCCUCACAAUGAAAGAAAUGGCAUGAGCAGCUUAUAUAAACUACAGGGAGGCGUGAGUGUUGCUAGUUAUCCAGGUCCACCAGGACCUCCAGGUCCAAAAGGAGAUCCUGGUGUAGUGGGAGACCCAGGACCGAUGGGAUUACCAGGACUAGAAGGACUCCCAGGAGAAAAGGGUGACCGUGGACCAUCUGGCACACCAGGAGUCGCAGGAACACCGGGAAAGCCAGGAUCUCCAGGGUCCCCAGGAAUGCCAGGUGAACCUGGUGAAAGAGGACCUAUAGGAGAUAUAGGAUUCCCUGGGCCAGAAGGGCCGCAAGGAAAACCGGGAAUCAAUGGAAAAGAUGGAUUGCCAGGUCCUCCGGGUGCUGUGGGGAGACCAGGAGACAGAGGGCCCAAAGGAGAACGUGGAGAUCAGGGUAUUCCAGGAGACAGAGGCCCACAAGGUGAAAGAGGAAAACCUGGCCCAUCAGGCGAAAAGGGGGCUAUGGGUCCCAUUGGGCCACCAGGAGACAGAGGCCAUCCCGGUUCACCAGGUCAUCAAGGUCCUCCAGGUUCACCAGGACCCCCAGGUUUUCUGGCUGAUGCAGUUUCAUCUGAAGAAAUAAAAAAAUAUAUCAAACAGGAGGUUCUUAAGGUUUUUGAAGAGAGGAUGGCUCAGUUUGUAUCCCAGCUGAAGCUGCCUGCAGCACUGCUUGCUUCCCAAGCUCAUGGAAAACCCGGGCCACCAGGAAAAGAUGGUUUACCAGGACCUCCAGGAAAAGAUGGUUUACCAGGAACACCAGGAGAACGUGGACUUCAAGGUUACAGAGGACAGAAAGGGGAAAGAGGCGAGCCUGGAAUUGGACUGCCUGGUAACCCUGGACCACCUGGCCCUUCAGCGACCGGCCUGCCUGGCCCCCCAGGAGCUCCCGGCUCGCCCGGACCRCAAGGGCCGCCCGGACCCCACGGAAGAUGCAACCCAGCAGAUUGCUAUUACCAYGUAGCACAGACUCGGUCACGCACCAGUGGGAAAUAA
Messenger RNA from Nothoprocta perdicaria, 3411 nucleotides. It is a transcript of the gene COL19A1, whose product is annotated as collagen type XIX alpha 1 chain. Bases 55 to 3411 code for a protein of 1118 amino acids. The transcript is spliced from 50 exons. The record is from RefSeq and is a predicted model, not a curated record. Lineage: Eukaryota; Metazoa; Chordata; Aves; Tinamiformes; Tinamidae. Gene Ontology annotation, biological process: endothelial cell morphogenesis; angiogenesis.